Molecule: messenger RNA, 3406 nt
Organism: Syngnathus typhle (broad-nosed pipefish)
Lineage: Eukaryota; Metazoa; Chordata; Actinopteri; Syngnathiformes; Syngnathidae
Gene: ddx19b
Product: DEAD-box helicase 19b
Exons: 11
Coding region: 128-1651 (507 amino acids)
Biological process (GO): poly(A)+ mRNA export from nucleus
Cellular component (GO): nucleus; cytoplasmic stress granule
Molecular function (GO): ATP binding; RNA binding; RNA helicase activity
Source: RefSeq, a predicted model, not a curated record
UCCACUCGGUAGACGUUGCUGUUGUACAAGGCACUCAGUUGGUAUCGGCACGCCAUUGUGACUGUGAAGUACUGCACCCUACUCUUCUCUCACACAGUCUUUAAAACAACGACAAAGGGAAACAACGAUGGCUUCGGACUCUUGGGCCCAGGCUGUUGACGAACAGGAAGCGGGAGCAGAAUCAGUAAAUAUUGGAAACCUUCAACUAAAGGAUGCACCUGGAGAAAACGCAGGCAGUACUUUUGGAAAGUCAGAAGCGGGAGAUAAGACUCCAGGAAAGACUACAGAUGAAGAUGACCGUGAAGACAAAGCGGCCCAGUCAUUGUUGAACAAGUUAAUCAGAAGUAAUCUUGUCAACACCACAAAUCAAGUUGAAGUUCUUCAGAAGGAUCCCAACUCUCCACUGUACUCUGUAAAAUCCUUUGAGGAGUUGCGACUUAAACCACAGCUCCUUCAGGGUGUCUAUGGCAUGGGUUUUAACCGGCCCUCCAAAAUCCAGGAGACCGCCUUACCCAUGAUGCUCGCUGAACCUCCACAGAAUCUAAUCGCCCAGUCUCAGUCAGGAACAGGAAAAACCGCUGCCUUUGUGCUUGCCAUGCUCAGCCACGUCAAUCCAGACCACAAAUAUCCCCAGUGCCUGUGUUUGUCACCCACCUAUGAACUGGCGCUUCAGACUGGCAAAGUCAUUGAGCAGAUGGGCAAAAACUACCCUGAAGUCAAACUAGUUUACGCCAUACGAGGAAAUAGGCUGCAGCGAGGCGUGAAGCUUCAGGAACAGAUAGUCAUUGGCACGCCCGGCACCAUGCUGGACUGGUGCAGCAAAUUGAAGUUCAUUGAUCCCGAGAAGAUUCAGGUGUUUGUGCUGGAUGAGGCUGAUGUCAUGAUCGCAACGCAGGGUCACAAAGACCAGAGUAUUCGCAUCCAGAGGAUGCUGCCCAGAAACUGCCAGAUGUUGCUGUUCUCAGCUACGUUUGAGGAGACCGUGUGGGACUUCGCCAGGCGCGUCGUGCCUGACCCAAAUAUCAUCAAAUUGAAAAGAGAGGAGGAGACGCUGGAUACUAUCAAGCAGUACUAUGUGUUGUGCAACAGCAAGGAGGAAAAGUUUGAAGCCCUGUGCAACAUCUAUGGCGCCAUCACCAUAGCCCAGGCUAUGAUUUUCUGCCAUACAAGGAAGACCGCAGGCUGGCUGGCGGGAGAGCUUUCCAAAGAGAACCACCAGGUGGCGCUGCUUAGCGGGGAGAUGCAAGUAGAGCAGAGGGCAGCUGUCAUUGAACGCUUCCGGAAUGGAAAGGAGAAGGUGCUUGUCACCACAAAUGUCUGUGCCAGAGGAAUUGAUGUGGAGCAGGUAUCGGUGGUGAUCAAUUUUGACCUGCCUGUAGACCAGGAGGGUAACCCAGACAACGAGACAUACCUGCAUAGGAUUGGCCGCACGGGUCGGUUCGGCAAAAGGGGGCUGGCCAUCAACAUGGUGGACAGCAGAAUGAGUAUGAACAUUCUCAACAGGAUCCAGGAGCAUUUUAGUAAGUAUUCAUCCUUGCCAUUAUCUAUUGUAUUGGCCAGGUUCAAUGUAGUGUAUAUAUAUACACAUAUGUGCAUUUUUAUUCGUCCACUGGAGGAAAAAACACUCGCUGUUUUUCUCUUUUCCAGAUAAGAAAAUUGAAAAACUCGACACACACGAUCUGGAUGAAAUUGAGAAAAUCGCCAAUUGAAAGACAAGUGUGCUGACAAAGUGGACGCCAGCUAGACUUGCGCUCUGCAAAGACUGUAUGCUUCUUUAUGCUGGCUUUUUAAGUUUGUAUUUUAAGCCGUUAGGGUGGAGGGGGCAAAACCACAUAUACUGCACGUUUACAUACACUUCAGUCUGUGGAACAUACCCUAUUUCACUCUUUUUACUAUAAUAAAAUUUGAUUUUGUAAUGCUGAAAAAGCUUAACUGUCAAGUAACUCCUAAAACCCCAUUUGACUCUGCUGUUCAAACAUAUAUGAACAGUUUUCAUGAAUGUAUCCUCUUUAGGUCAUUACAACAUUGACAGUGUGUCGAAAGGGUGAAGUUGGGUAUACUGCUGCUCUGAGUGCCGGGGUGUCAUUUUGGGUGAUGACUGAUGGAUGGAUUUUAGGGUCUAUGCAAAUUUAGAGUAUACUCACAUGAAAGAAAUGAAAUUAACCUCAAUUUAUCUUCAGGGUGCGUAGCCAAAUGCCAAAAUGGAGAUGACCUGACAAAUAACUCCUCAACAUUUUAAAUAAUUCUGGAGUAAAGCCCAGUCACGCGUCCCUCACAAUUUUAUUUAUAGAGUGUUAAGACUACUCAGCUGUAACAUGUAGUUGUUUUUAAACAUGUCAAGUGAUUCUUGUUUUUUUUUUAAAAGAUUUGAACCAUUAAGUUUCCAUGUGAUUUUGUCUCACAAUCUCCUCAGUCAGGGUUGGACUUGUGCGCCAUUCUUCAUUCAAACUACAAAGUUUUCAAUGAUUGUGAGUGAGAUAAAUACACAAAGCCUUCCUCAAGUGCAUUAUGUAUUCAUAUACUUUUGUUAUUGGUAAUCCAAAAUAUUGGACUUCACAUGCUGAAUGACACUUGAAAUUUGUAUCUAUUGAACUCUUAAACCAAAUGCUGAAUUGACUUGAGGACCUAUGCCAAUCAGAUUUACUAUGUUAAAAAAACAUGGUCGCAUAAUAGAGGCCGUGUACUUGUGUACACAUUUAAAAUCUACGGGGACAAAUAAAUUGUGUGACUUAUUUAGUGUCACUUCUGAGAAGUGCAAAAACACAUUCCUCAUGAGGUUCAACUUUAACUGUCGCAGUUUUAGAGAAGAAGAAAAAAAAAAGAUUGGCUGUAUGUAUCAGUGACUGAACAUGUGAGAUCAGUCCUUCAAAUCAUUGAAGGACUGUAAAGGGUCAGAAUGAACCUUCAACAAACCUCAUUUGGUUCCCACUGGCACUGUCAACACUGGUGGCGGUGGUCCGCUUUUAUUCAUUCCUGUUUGCAGGAAAUACAUGCAGCCAAAUUUAAGGCUUGAGUACUAAAUAUCCACAUGGAUCAUCUGUGAAAACAAAACCGUGUAUGCAGUUUCAUUUGGAUGUAGCGUAACACAUGGUGGGCAUGUGUGUGUGGUAUGCCACGGUCUGUUUAGAUGCGCACACAGCAGAAACACUCCCCAUGUUGUAAACCAUGUUUGAUAUUAGAAGAUACCUUUGUGUUCAUGGACACACAGGAAGUAGUCUUAAGAGUAAUGUGUUUAGAACAAGAUCAGCUCAACUGUUUGUGUGGUCGAAAAGUUGAGCUGCGGAUACGGUCAUGUAUUCAUUUGAAUAAAAAUGUGUAGGUGGUCAACUGUUUGCAGCGUCCUAUGUGUCAUACAACAAAAACAGUAUUAACCAGAGAGGCUUAAAUAAAAACUUUAUUAAAGGAG